Canis lupus familiaris (dog) is the source of this 2739-nucleotide messenger RNA. RefSeq names its product translation initiation factor IF-2-like. Bases 1 to 993 code for a protein of 330 amino acids. Lineage: Eukaryota; Metazoa; Chordata; Mammalia; Carnivora; Canidae. The transcript is spliced from 4 exons. The record is from RefSeq and is a predicted model, not a curated record.
AUGAGAGGAAAGAAGAUCCCUGCGCCGCCCCGGCCGCGGGGGAGGCGCCGCCCGGAGCUCCGCCCACUCCGUCCCCGGGACUCGCAGGCUCCGAACCAGGCGGGUCCCGGCGCCGCCGCCUCCCCCGCAACCCGCGGAGGAGCCUGCGUCACCCCCGCUGACCCAGCGCGGGGCCCGGGGGUGCGGAACCGGCCUCCUCCGUCUUCUGAGCUCUCGGCCGCCCUUUCCGACCCUGCGCCCUGCCGGCGUCUCUCGGCUCCCGCGGGGGCACGCGGCCUGGGGCACGGAUCCGGGCGGCCGUGGUGCUCGAUCCUCAGGCUCAGGCCGCGGAGCUGGAGCGCGUGGGCGGCGGGCCCCGGGAGGAGCCGCGGGGAGCACCCGCACCCGCACCUGCACGCCCCCGGGAAGAACCGCCCGGAGCUCCUGCACCUGCACCUGCACCUGCACCUGCUCCCGGGGCCCGCGAAGAGCUGUGGGCGGCGUGCCCCGGGAAGAACCGCGGGGAGCACCUGCACCUGCAACCGCACCUGCACCCGGGGCCCGCGAAGAGCCGUGGACGGCGGGCCCCGGGAAGAACCGCGGGGAGCACCUGCACCUGCACCUGCACCUGCACCUGCACCCGGGAAGCCCUCCACACCAGCUGCGUUUCCACGAUCCUCGCGUUGUUCCAAGUGUUACCGACCCGGCAACAGCUUCGCCUCCCCGCCUUGUGUGCGGGCCGCGGCCGGGCGUGAGGCAACCACCAGAGGAGUAAAGGAGCCCCUUGGGCCAGCCGCCCUGCAGAGCCUCCUGAGACACGGAGCCGGAGCCCCAGGAUGCAGCUCCGCUGGGAAGUGGCGAGGUUCCAGGUGGACACAGGUCCAGGAUGACUACCUGCAGACCUCCACAGAUGUCACUAGCAUUUCCCUCCCAUGGAACUCCUGUGUCUUAGCCAACCUAAGUCAGGUGUGCGAUAGCAGGUGUCCUGUGCUAGGAAGAGACGGAUGGGUUUGACCACUACAGAGUGAGCUUUCUUGGAGCCAGUGAACUAAACUCAUCACUCAAUACCCAAAUCUCUUCUCCAACACCUUUACAGAGAAAAGGUCCAAAGGAGUUUCCGUCUUCAGUGACUGUGAGUUCAUUGCUUAUCCAAGGAGCCUUUCAUUCUGGCAAAGUAUUAGAGCAGUAGUUGCUGAUGUUCCUGGAAUUCCAGUUCAAGGAAAGGUAACCAGUGUUGUGUUUAAAAACAGACACACUGGAGGCACUUGGGUGACUCAGGUGGUUGACUAUCUCUUGAUUUUGCGGAGGUCAUGAUCUCAGAGUGGGGAGAGGGAGCCCCUGUGUUGGGCUCAGCAUGGAUUCUGCUUAAGAUUCUCUCCUUCUUCCUUGGCCCUUCUCCCCACACACAUACACACACCUCCCCCUUGCAGGGACGUAUUUUUUUUCUCUCCCUCAAAAAAAAAAAAAAAAAAAAAAAGAAAAAAGAAAAGAAAAGAAACACACACACACACACACGCCACACUUCAUUACAAAAUUAUCUUUAGAUACAUAUGUAAGAAAAAGUACUGCACACAUUUGCAAUACAGUUGCUAUUGUUUGGUGAUGUUUCCCAAAGCCAUUCAGGAAGUGCUUCAGAGAACACCUGAUGCCUGAACCCAGGUAUCUAGUUACCUCCCACUGGUCCAAUUUCUACCCUGUGCAGCAAAAAAGAGGAAGACAAGGGGAGUGACCCCUCUUUUCUUAAAUUAAGAGCUAAAGAGAAUUCUGCUUCUCCAUAUCCAUCCCAAAGAGUCAUCAUCCAGUGUUCUUUAUCCCAGAAAAAGUGAGAUGGCAAUUCUACCUAAAUUGACCUACAAUGGCCUCUGACCUUCAACAGAGAUAAAAAGGAUGGCUUCCAUAUUAACAUAGGCCCUCCUAGCCGAUAAAAAAUAGUAUCAUGUCAUAAUCUUUCAUUAACUCAACAUUUACCAAGCACCUGGUAGCCAAGUACAUGAAAAGUGCCAGAGAAACAACUUUUUUUAAAAGAUUUUAUUUAUUUUAGAGAGAUAGAGUACCCACAUGAGUGGGCAUGGGGAAGGGCAGAGGGAGGGAAUCUCAAGCAGACUUUGGGCUGAGCCAGUAGCAGGGUCUGAUCUCACAACCCUGAGAUCAUGACCUGAGCUGAAAUCAAGAAUCCAAGGCUUAAGUGGCUGAGCCACCGAGGCAUCCCAGGGAUAUAAUUUUUUUUAAAGGAAAUCUUUAUUAUAAUAAUGUAUAUUAUUAGAGUAAUAACUUUUCUUGAAGGUCAUAUUCUAGACUUUAGUCUAAGCAUCAUUUGUGGAUUACCUCGUUUAAUCCCUAUACCCAACCCUGCAAAGUUGAUACUAUAACUGAUAAGGGAACAGAGGUGAAGCAACAUAUCCUAGGUCAGCACAGGUAGAGCUAUAGUCUGUAGUCAGAACCUGGAUUCUUAGAGAUUGCCAUGGUCUUGGAAAGUACACAUUCUAAUGAGGUUCGAUCUUUAGUGUACCAGGAUUUCCCAAAUUAUCUUACGUAUUUUAUCUUAUCUUCCAAUUAAAAAUUCACCUUCUGUUUAGACUGGCACUAUCCAGAAUAGGUUUUUUUGUGUGUGUGAUAAUGGAAGUGUUCUAUUCUGUUCAAAAGAGUAGUCAACUAGCCAUCUAUGGCUCUUCAGCAUUUAAAGUAUGACUAGUGGAAUGAAAAAACACAUUUUUAGGGAUCCCUGGGUGGCGCAGUGGUUUAGCGCCUGCCUUUGGCCCA